AUGUACGUUGGUCAGGAGAACCUCUGCCUCAUGCAGAUCACUCCCGGCUCAACAGACGCCGCAGCCGUCUUCCCAGAGAGCCCUUAUGGAUGUCAGGAAUGUGGGAAAACCUUUUAUGGAUCAAGUCAACUCACUGCCCAUAGAAGAAGAAUUCACACAGGAGAGAAACCUUAUGAAUGUAAGGAAUGUGGAAAGACCUUUCACGAAUCCACUUCACUCCAUCACCAUCGUAGAGUUCACACAGGAGAGAAACCUUAUGAGUGUAAGGAAUGUGGGAAAACUUUUUCCCGCUCUGAUAGCCUCGUUCUACAUCGAAGAGUUCAUACAGGAGAGAAACCUUAUGAAUGUGAGGCAUGUGGGAAAACAUUUUCCCGCUCAAAUAGCCUCACUCUACAUAGAAGGAUUCAUACAGGAGAGAAACCUUAUGAAUGUGAAGAAUGUGGGAGAACAUUUUCCCGCCCACAUAGCCUCGUUACACAUAGAAGAACUCAUACGGGAGAGAAGCCUCAUGAAUGUAAGGAAUGUGGGAAAACCUUCGGCCAGUCACGUGAACUCAUUCGACAUCUUAGGAUUCACACAGGAGAGAGACCUUAUGAAUGUCAGGAAUGUGGGAAGACCUUUCGUAAUCCAAUUUGUCUCAAUCAACAUAGAAGAAUUCACACGGGAGAGAAACCUUACGAGUGUAAGGAAUGUGGGAAAGCCUUUGCUCAUCGUGGUUCUCUCAUUAUACAUACACGAAUUCACACAGGAGAGAAACCUUACGAAUGUAAGGAUUGUCAGAAAGCUUUUUCUCAACGUUGGGCUCUGACUGUGCAUGCAAGAAUUCACACAGGAGAGAAGCCUUAG
Molecule: messenger RNA, 846 nt
Organism: Elephantulus edwardii (Cape elephant shrew)
Lineage: Eukaryota; Metazoa; Chordata; Mammalia; Macroscelidea; Macroscelididae
Product: zinc finger protein 420-like
Exons: 3
Coding region: 1-846 (281 amino acids)
Biological process (GO): regulation of cytokine production; negative regulation of transcription by RNA polymerase II; regulation of immune system process
Source: RefSeq, a predicted model, not a curated record